AUGGACGCAGGCCAGACCGCGAGCAAAGACUCAUCACCAGUUGAUGCACCGUCUCAACCUCAACCUCAACCCCAACCCCAAGCCAAGCCGCUGAGCUGCACGUCGUGCCGGUCGCGAAAGCUCAGGUGCGACAGGCAGCACCCGUGCCGGAACUGCGUGCGUUCCGGAGCCGACUGCAUCUUUCCGGCGCGGAAGCGGAUCCAGAGGCCGAGGAAGACCAAAAACUCGGAAUUGCUCCAGCGAUUGAACCGACUCGAGUCUAUCGUCGGGAAGGUCGGCCUCGCAAACUUGGAAGAUCAGCUAAGUGGCGACGGCCCCGAGAAUGCUGCCAUUCAAGGAGACCCGGCAACAGCGCCUCGCGCUCAUCCCGUGGUUGCGGGAUUUGCAGGUCCUCCCGAGGGGCAGGCAAGCCAGUCCCGGCCGCAGGAUAGUACGGCCUCGCGCUAUCUCAGCGGAGAGUUCUGGUCAAGCCUUUGUGACGAGGUUGGAGGUCUGAAGCAAGCAUUGGAACAAUCGACAGAUUCGGAUGACGAUGAGCCAUCCGCGGAGACCACUCCGGAGUCGGCUGGCGAUGCCUCCGUAUAUCCAGGCAUGUUACUUGGGGCGAUGCCGGGCGCGAGAUCUCAACAUGUGGAACAUCCAUCUCCAGAGCACAUUCGCUACCUCACCGCCACCUACUUCAAAAACGUCGAUCUGCUCCUGAAGAUUUUGCACAGACCUACAAUAACCGUCGCUCUAUACCAGCUCGCCGACUCGCCAGAGACCGAAUCCCAGCUCGCGCCCGAACGCGCUGCCCUCUUCUUCUCCGUCUAUUUCGCGGCCAUUAGUAGCCUCUCGCUAGAGGAAUGCCUGACGCAUCUGGGCCAAAGCCGCAGCGACCUGAAGCAGACCUACCAGGCGGGCGUGGAGCGCGCCCUCGCCCGCGCCGACUACCUCAACAGCACCAGCCUGGAAUCGCUCCAGGCGCUGACGCUGUACGCAUGCUGUCUGCGCAACCACAGCGGGGGCUCGCGGUCCUCAUGGGUGCUCCUAAGCUUACCAAUCCGGCUGGCGCAGGCGCUGAACCUGCACCGGGACGGAGAUGGCAGCCAACUCCCCCCCUACGAGGCCGAACUGCGCCGUCGCCUCUGGUGGCAGCUCAUCGUCAUGGAUGUCCGGGCAGCGGAGGACAGGGGCACGAUGGCGAUCAUCGCGCGAGACAGCUACGAUACGCGGCUGCCGCACAACAUCGACGAUGCCGAGUUCGGGCCCGAGAGCACCGUCCCCCUCGUCGACCGCGCAGGGCCUUCAGACGCGACGUUCAGUCUGUGCACGGCUCAGAGCUCGGACAUAUUCCUCUAUCUUGAGCAUGGCCAGGAGGCGGGUUCCGCGCGGCCGGCGCAGAGCGUGGAAGAAACCAUCCGUCACGCACAGCAUCUAGAAUCGCAGUUCGUGACGGGAGCCGACCCGAGCCAUAAGGCGUCUUACCUCGCGUCCGUGACGGUGCGGCUCAUCAUCAUGAAAUUAUGGCUUAUGCUGCAUUACCCGCUGCACGGCCGACGGGCAAAAUCCAUAGCGAAUUCGACUUCGGCUGCAGCAGCAACAUCGUCAUCACAAUCACCACCACCUGCCUUCACAUCAGCCUCUCCAACAUCGUCAACAGCAGCAGCAGCAGAGGCAACAACCACAGCCACAGCACCAGCACCCCACCCCCAACCCCACCAAACCACCACCGCCCCCGUAUCCCGCGAAUCCGUCCUCCGCCUCACCACCAAAAUCCUAGAAGAAACCCAACAAGGCCGCGCCAACGCGGGCGCCUUCGCCGAGUCGUUCCGGUGGUGGCGCGACACGUACGUGCAGUGGCACCCUCUCGCGGUCGCGCUGGCCGAGCUCUGCGCUUCGCCGCGCGGCGAGGCCGCCGACCGCGCCUGGGCCGUCGUCGACGGCGUCUUCCCGGUAUCCAGCGAGAUCAUCGCCGACACCAAGCGCGGCACGCUGUGGCGACCCAUCCGCAAGCUGCACAAGAAGGCCCGGGCCGCGCGCGAGGCCGCGCUCGCCGUCGACAGGGCCGCGCCGCCCGGGCUCUGGGGAGGCGGGUUCACGCUUUAUCCUGGCAUGCCUGGGUUGGAUCUGAGGCCGGGUGGUGGCGGAGGGGAUGUUGCAGGGGGAGGGGGAGGGGGCGACGGCAUGGCCUUGGACCCGGCGAUUACGGCUACUGCUGCUCCUGAUAAUGCUUCUAUGAUGAGCCAGCCGAUUGUGCCGCCGGAUUUGGGCGGCCUCAAUCUGGACAUGGCGCCAGGGGCGGUGUCACAGGAAUGGCCGGUGUCACAAGAGUGGCUGGCGUGGCCGGACCUCAACUUUGAUAUUCCCAGCUUCAACAUGCCUAUAGCAGGCACCGCGGGUAUGGACACAAUGGACUGGAGCACGUGGGAUGAAUUUGUACUCGAUACUCACGCCGAUGCACAAUCAAUGCGAGGGUCGAGCGAAUGGAGCUAG
Molecule: messenger RNA, 2475 nt
Organism: Anthostomella pinea
Lineage: Eukaryota; Fungi; Ascomycota; Sordariomycetes; Xylariales; Xylariaceae
Source: the annotation of a GenBank genome assembly